CGCCUCCGUGCUUGCCGCGUGGCGGGUGGGUUCCUCCGGGUCGGGGCCCCGUGCCGCCUGUUCACCUGGGGCGGGACUGUGGCCCCAUCCCACAGGUCUCCCGCCCGUGCACCUGCCGCCUAACGCCGCGCGCCGCGCCGUGCGCCUGCCCCGCGCUCCCCGUCCGCCUGCCCCGCGCUCCCCGUCCGUGUGUCUCCUAGUCCCCAGCGAGGGGUCUGUCUGUUCCCCUGGCAGGCUGACCAAGGGGCCGGCGUCACCGCUACGUGCGGCGGGGCCGGCGCGGCGGGCGGGGUGAGGGCGGCGCUGAGCGCAGCGGCGGCAGCGGCGGCGCGGGAGGCGGGGAGGCGCGGCGCGCCGGGGACAGCGGCGGACGGCGGCGGCGGCAUGCGGCUCCUCGGGCUGCCCAUCGUGGGCUGAGGCGGCCGCAGAACGGGCGGGAGGCGCGGCGGCCGGGCAAGCCGAGGGCGCAGCCAGCCGGGCGGACCGCGGACAGCGGUCGGGGCGCCGCGCCAUGGGGCGAGCCGGGGGCGGGGGCCCGGGCCGGGGGCCGCCGCCACUGCUGCUGUUUCUGGGGGCCGCGCUGGUCCUGGCCUCUGGGGCCGUGCCGGCGCGUGAGGCGGGCAGCGCGGUUGAGGCCGAAGAGCUGGUGAAGGGCAGCCCGGCGUGGGAGCCGCGUGCCAACGACACGCGGGAAGAAGCCGGCCCACCAGCGGCUGGGGAAGAUGUGGCGUCGUGGACGGCGCCCGGUGGCGAGCUGGCCGGGCCAGAAGAGGUGCUGCAGGAGUCGGCUGCGGUGACCGGCACCGCCUGGCUGGAGGCUGACAGCCCAGGCCUGGGAGGAGUGACCGCAGAGGCGGGCAGCGGCGAUGCCCAGGCCCUUCCAGCUACGCUCCAGGCUCCCCACGAGGUCCUCGGGCAGUCAAUCAUGCGCCCUGCCAUUCCUGAGGCUACAGAGGCCAGCGGGCCACCCUCCCCCACCCCCGGCGACAAGCUGAGCCCAGCUUCUGAACUCCCCGAGGAGAGCCCCUUGGAGGUUUGGCUGAACCUGGGGGGCAGCACACCGGACCCUCAAGGGCCAGAGCUGACUUACCCAUUUCAGGGCACCCUGGAGCCCCAACCGGCAUCAGAUAUCAUUGACAUCGACUACUUCGAAGGACUGGAUGGUGAGGGUCGUGGCGCAGAUCUGGGGAGCUUCCCAGGGUCACCAGGAACCUCAGAGAACCACCCUGAUACUGAGGGAGAGACCCCUUCCUGGAGCCUGCUUGACUUAUACGAUGAUUUCACCCCCUUCGAUGAAUCUGAUUUCUACCCCACCACAUCCUUUUAUGAUGACUUGGAUGAAGAGGAGGAGGAAGAGGAGGAUGACAAAGAUGCAGUAGGAGGUGGAGACCUAGAAGAUGAAAAUGAGCUUCUAGUGCCCACUGGGAAGCCUGGUCUGGGGCCCGGGACAGGCCAGCCCACCAGUCGGUGGCAUGCUGUCCCUCCACAGCACACUCUGGGGUCGGUCCCCCCCGGCAGCAGCAUCGCCCUCAGGCCCCGCCCAGGAGAGCCAGGCAGGGACUUGGCCUCCAGUGAAAAUGGCACUGAGUGCCGCAGUGGCUUUGUGCGGCAUAACGGCUCCUGCCGGUCAGUGUGCGACCUCUUCCCAAGUUACUGUCACAAUGGCGGCCAGUGCUACCUGGUGGAGAACAUAGGGGCCUUCUGCAGGUGCAACACGCAGGACUACAUCUGGCACAAGGGGAUGCGCUGCGAGUCCAUCAUCACCGACUUCCAGGUGAUGUGCGUGGCCGUGGGCUCGGCUGCCCUCGUCCUGCUCCUGCUCUUCAUGAUGACGGUGUUCUUUGCCAAGAAGCUCUACCUGCUCAAGACGGAGAAUAUCAAGCUGCGUAGGACCAACAAAUUCCGGACCCCAUCUGAGCUCCACAAUGAUAACUUCUCCCUCUCCACCAUUGCCGAGGGCUCUCACCCAAAUGUAAGGAAACUUUGCAACACUCCCCGUACCUCCUCCCCCCAUGCCCGUGCCUUGGCUCACUAUGAUAACGUUAUCUGUCAGGAUGAUCCUAGUGCUCCCCACAAAAUCCAGGAGGCUCUCAAGUCCUGCCUGAAAGAGGAGGAGUCAUUUAACAUCCAGAACUCCAUGUCGCCCAAACUUGAGGGUGGCAAAGGUGACCAGGCUGACUUGGAUGUGAACUGUCUUCAGAAUAAUUUAACCUAAAGCAGAGCAAGAAGAGAGGAAGCGGGGGUAGUGGGUGGGGGGUAGGGGAAGAAACAUUAUCUCCUCUUGUACAGAGUCUAUUUCUUGUAACCAUUUGUUAAACUCUUUUCUUUUUCUGAUCUCGUGGCAUGCUUUUAUGUAUUUUGUACAGGAGGCAAAAAAAAUACUUAAAAUAAGCAAAGAAACUGAACAGAAUUGCAUACAUUGGGUUGUUUUGUCUGUGCUGUCUGUACAUUGCUUCUGCUGCUGUGAUUUCUAAACCUGUGCUGUUAUUCAACUGACUUUUUUUUGUACUUUGACCCACCUUUUUUUGAAAUACCAGUAAAAAACAAAGUUCUUGAAAUAAAACUUUUUAAAAAGUUA
Gorilla gorilla gorilla (western lowland gorilla) is the source of this 2578-nucleotide messenger RNA. It is a transcript of the gene CSPG5, whose product is annotated as chondroitin sulfate proteoglycan 5. Gene Ontology annotation, biological process: cell projection morphogenesis. Lineage: Eukaryota; Metazoa; Chordata; Mammalia; Primates; Hominidae. Bases 512 to 2215 code for a protein of 567 amino acids. The transcript is spliced from 5 exons. Gene Ontology annotation, cellular component: synapse. The record is from RefSeq and is a predicted model, not a curated record.